GAUUGUUGUAGCUUACGUUCAUGUGCGCGGUAAUCGAUUCCGCGCAGCAUUUAUAGAGUUAUCGUUAAAAUAAUGUACGAAGGAAAGAAAGCUGGUUAUUAGGCCGGUAGUAGGUCAAUGGUACGUCGGUUAGCGAGAAACUGGCUGCUGACGUAGCAUCAGACGAGUGUUGAGUACGGAGCGUCGGCAUCACUGGAGGGGGCAUCAGUUCAGUCUGUACCAGCGACGCGUCGCGACACUCGCGCUCACCUUGAUCGUGAAAGUUAUUGCCACCGCACAUAUCACAACAAUGGGCACUAAACGCGAAAACGUCGGCAUUUUAGCUAUGGAAUUAUACGUACCGUCGCAGUACGUAGACCAAACAGAACUGGAAAAAUUCGACAACGUGUCCGCCGGUAAAUAUACUACAGGACUCGGUCAGCAAAAAAUGGCUUUCUGCUCUGAUAGGGAAGACAUAAAUUCUAUAUGCCUCACGGUUUUACAACGGCUCAUUGAGAGAAACAACUUGAAUCUGCAUGAUAUAGGUCGCUUAGAGGUUGGUACUGAAACCAUAAUUGAUAAGAGUAAAAGUGUUAAAACUUUUCUUAUGAGCUUGUUUGAGAAGGAGGGUGCCACUGAUAUUGAAGGUAUUGAUACAACAAAUGCCUGUUACGGUGGUACAGCUGCUCUUUUUAAUGCCAUCAAUUGGGUGGAAUCUUCUUCAUGGGAUGGGAGGAACGCUAUAGUGAUAGCUGGUGAUGUGGCUGUGUAUAACAAAGGGCCUGCGAGACCUACGGGAGGGGCUGGAGCUGUAGCAAUGCUGAUUGGACCUGAUGCACCUUUAGUAUUUGACUGUGGAGUACGAGCAUCAUACAUGAGGCAUGUUUUUGACUUUUACAAGCCAGAUCUAUCAUCAGAGUUCCCCUACUUAGAUGGGAAAUUAUCAAUUGAAUGCUAUCUUAGUGCUUUAGAUAAUUGUUAUAAUUUGUUUUGUAAGAAAAUGCAAAAAGUUGACACAAAUUUUAAGGGUUUGUUGAGCUUAGAUGGUAUGUUGUUCCAUACCCCAUACUGCAAAUUAGUGCAGAAGUCACUAGCAAGGUUGUGCUUUAAUGAUUUCUUAAAUGCAUCUAAGGAAGUACGUGAGAAGAACUUUUCUGGAUUACUAGAAUUUAGCAAUCACAAAAGGGAAGAGACAUACUUUGACCGUGACUUAGAAAAAGCUUUUAUGAAGCAUAGUCAGGAUUUAUUCAAUGAAAAAACUAAACCGUCUCUUCAUGUAGCUACAAAUAUUGGUAACAUGUACACUGCAUCUUUAUAUGGAGGCCUUGCAUCAUAUCUCAUCAGUAAGUCACCUGAUCAACUGAUUGGGAAGAAGUUUGCUCUGUUUUCCUAUGGAUCUGGGCUUGCAUCAACUAUGUACUCCAUAAACAUUUGUAAAGACAUGAGUGUAGGUUCUAAGUUGGAGAAAUUGAUAAAUUCGCUUCACGAAUCUGUGUCUAUGUUAGACAAAAGACAUGUUGUUGAACCUAGUAAAUUUUCAGAAUUAAUGGAUAUACGGACCAAGAAUUAUCAUACAGCUCCCUAUGAACCGUCUGGGUCUUUAGAUUCAUUGUUCCCUGGUACAUACUACCUCGUUAAAAUAGAUGACCAAAGGAGGCGUACAUAUGACAGGAGAUUGUAAGCUUUUAUUUAUUGUACUGUUGUUAGAUUACCUCGAAUAUCAUGGCAAACUUUUAAAAUUGUUUAAUUUAUUUUUGAAAAGACAGAUAAAAAACUAUAAAGUGUUCUAUGAGUUACUGGGACUCUUGUAUUUAAGUCGAAUUUACUGUGUUUUUUCACUGACCAAAAGUAGUUAAAUCUUGUUUUUAAACUUGUAUUUAUGUUUUAAAGUUUUAAUGGUUACAACUAGAUUAAGUAUGCACUUCAUAUUUCUUCCUAACUGUUGGUUGCGAAAAAGACUUUUAACCUUCUAAGAAUGGUCCACCUAUAAUUUUAUAAAAAGGGGUUUGUAAUCUCAUUGUUUAGUAUAGGUUAUGUGACAAUGUGUUACAAAAAUUUCACAAUAGGUUUACAACUAGGUUUACAACAUGUAUCAAAUAUAUAAUUUAUUGCCAAAUUGCAUAUUUUGCCAAAAAUAAAAAAAACCACAUUUGUAGUCUCAAUUUAUAAAUUAUGAAAUACAUCCUUAAUGUAAAGUUAUAUUUUAGGGGCCACAUCUAAAUAUCUACACUGUGUGAAAAUUCCUCCUUGAAAAUCGUAACUUACUCCAUUUAUGUAGUGUCAAAUUUUUUUUUGUUUAAUUGAAAUGGUAAUCAAUUGUGAUUUACGGUGUUAUUUCUUAUUUCAAUUCAUUUACAAAGUAGACAUCUAGACUAACUCGGUCCAUCAUUGAUCUGGCUUAGGCAAAACGUUAAACGUUUUUUUAUGGGGUAUUUUUUAUUUUUUUUGUGAUAUUUUUACGUCAGAACGCUUCACGUUAAAGCGUGGCCACAAACUCACACUUAAAAACAUAUUUAGUAUAGCAAAGCCGAUGCGUGUCAAUUCUUGACUCUCAACCCCUUUUUGGUUUCAAGCGUAAUAAUGGUCUUGUUUUGUGGUGAAAACAUAUCCAAUUUACAACCCAUAUUUAAUAAAUAACAUAGAUAGGCUUAGAUGUGUAUUUUUAUUGUGGUUUUACCAUGACUGUGUAGUUAACCCGUUAUUAUGUUUGGAAAAAGAUAUUUAUUGUUUUUAAGUAAGAACAUAUAGUUUAUACUUGGUUGUACGAUCUGGUAUUUAAAUAUUUAUUUAAUUAAAAAGUGUGCAAUGGUUAUGUUGUUGUGUCAUUGAAUUCCAUUGGAUGAAAAAUGCAGGUAACUGUAUCAUCAAUAUCGUUAUCACCAUCAUCAUCAACCCCUUACACGUCCCACUGUUGGGCACAGGUUUCCUUUAAAGGGACCUCCCUAUAAAGGGUCCAAAUACCUGGACCGCUAAACUGGCUUAAAAUAAGUAAUUACCAUUUUACUUAUUAAGUAUGUAACUACCCCGUUUAAAAAAUUACCAUAUUGACAUUGAUUUUUGUUCCAUCAUCAUAACUUUUUCAUAAACGACCCUAUACUUGUUUAGUUGCUGUUAAAAGUUACAGACAGGAUUAAAUACGCUUUAAAUCUAUAGAGUUUUUACUUGAACACCUACCUACCUUGUUCAUAAAUAUUCCUCUUUUGACG
Hyposmocoma kahamanoa is the source of this 3185-nucleotide messenger RNA. It is a transcript of the gene Hmg-s, whose product is annotated as hydroxymethylglutaryl-CoA synthase 1. The coding region runs from base 290 to 1660 and encodes 456 amino acids. Gene Ontology annotation, biological process: acetyl-CoA metabolic process. The record is from RefSeq and is a predicted model, not a curated record. The transcript has a single exon. Gene Ontology annotation, molecular function: hydroxymethylglutaryl-CoA synthase activity. Lineage: Eukaryota; Metazoa; Arthropoda; Insecta; Lepidoptera; Cosmopterigidae.